This is a messenger RNA of Paramormyrops kingsleyae, 4100 nucleotides long. Its product is annotated as suppressor APC domain-containing protein 2. Lineage: Eukaryota; Metazoa; Chordata; Actinopteri; Osteoglossiformes; Mormyridae. The record is from RefSeq and is a predicted model, not a curated record.
CCCACUUAGAAAAAGAAAUUGAAGAACUGGAAGGAAUGACAGGCAUGUAUUUACCUUUGCGGUAGGGUAUGAGGUAAACUUUUUGAAAAUAAAAAGUUCGUUAUUUAAUUUGUGUAAUCAUCGGCAUUUUGAUUAUUUUAGGACACUCAACACGACAUCUAGUUAUAAGAUAUACCAUACCCUUCAUGGCUUUGAUUGCUGCUGAUCGCAACUGCAGAGUGAACUGCUCUAUAGCUAUUUGCAAUAAACCUGAAGCUGGAAGAGAGACUAUUCAAAGUGCGCGCAACCACAGGGACAGGAAAAUGAAGCCAACUGAAGCGGAGUUUUCCACCGACGGCCUGCCCAAGGCAUUCCUGCACAGUCUGCGGACGCUGUUUGAUAUCCUGGAUGAUGGGAAGAAGGGAUAUGUGCAUAUAUCCGAGAUCGAGAGCCGGUGGCAGGGAGCCGACACGCAGGAUUUGCCGGGAGGGGUGCUGGAGUGCCUGCGGCGGGUCGCCCCACCGCACGGUUACUUGACGUUUGAGCGCUUCGUGGCAGGACUUCGGUACUCGAUGCUCAACCCCGACAACGGACACUUAAAGCCCCGGUCCGGGGUUCCCCAGCGGCAGCCACACUUGCAUUCCACCGGCCAGAAGCAAGGUCCUCCGCAACCACGGCAAGCGCCUGGGGUGAAAUCACAGGGCUGCGCCCCCGGUGCCCGUACUGUGGAGAAUAACGUGCGCCCACUGGGACCCAGCAAUGCGGUAAAUACGCAGCAGAACCGGGCCAGACAUGAGGACUCAAACCCUGCCUGCCAAGGGGAGUGGGGACCCACUACGGCCCCAAGCGUCACCGCACGGUACAGCAACGCCGGGUACGACAGGACGGGUAGAAGUUUGGAGCGGAUCCCGGUUGCACCCGAAAGCGGUCCGCAUGCAGCCGAUUCGGUCAGAAAUGGGAAACAGCCGCAGCAAGGUCCAAGCCGGAGCAAGGUCCGAUCGAUAGAGUCACUGGCACUGGAGUCGCCACAGAUCCACAAAGGAAGUGGCGAUGAGGGCAGAGGGUUGCCCCGGUCGCAGAGUGAGACCACCGCGGGAUUGGCUGGAGCCAGGCGGCAUGGGCGGAGCAGAGGGGAGCAGAGGCGCCACACCAUCAGCAACGGGGUAGACUAUGGAACGCUGAAGCAGAUGAAGGAACUGGAGCAGGAAAAGGACUCCUUGCUUGCUGGGCUGGACGUCAUAGAACGGGCCCGGGAGUGGUACCAGAACCAGAUCCAGAAUGUGGCAGAGAAGCAGAGGCAAAUGGGCCAGACCAACCCCAGCACGGAUCUCUUCCCGGAGUCCGGUCAGGGCCGUCUGAACCUCCUGCUUCCUAAGCUGCAGGACGUCAACCGCUGCCUGAGUGAUCUCAUCUCCUGCUCCGGAAUGCCCAUCACAUCUCAUGGUGCUCCCCCACCGGCCAUCCCCUUGAACCCACAGCCACCUCCCCCAACUGCACCAAAUGCCAUUCAGAGAUUGAAGGACCAGAACCGGCUCCUCACCCAGGAAGUGACUGAAAAGAGCGAGCGGAUUACCCAGCUAGAACAGGAGAAAUCUGCUCUUAUCAAGCAGCUUUUUGAGGCACGAGCUCGUAGUGCCCAUGACAACAGCACUUUGGACUCCACAUUCAUCUGAGUCCACCCAAAGGGGCGGGGACAACCAUAGGCUCCGCCUUGCCCUGGCCACUCCUGUGACUGGAACCCCCCCUAAGCUCCGCCUCAUCAGGCCACUCCCAUGACCAUGCCUACCUAGGCUCCGCCUUCAUCUGGCCACUCCCAUGACCAUGCCUACGUAGGCUCCGCCUUCAUCUGGCCACUCCCAUGACCCAAGCUUCACCUUCACCUGACCCUUUGCGAGACACUGGCACGAUGCUUGCCCCUCUUCUCCCUCUACUUUUUGUACUAUGGAGUUCUUCCAGGGAUGAACCCUACUUCCAUCACUUGAAAAAAGCUUCUUAAUAAGAGGCUUAUAUUGGAAAUACAUCAGUCACUUUCCAAGUUGGAGUGAAUCCCAUUAAACUCUUUUAUUACCUUUUUAAUGAGAAACUAUUUUCACCCUUGGUUUGUUUUAAGCUAUCCCCCUUAAUGGAGUGAUUUAAUUCUUCAUGAAUUUAAUUAACCUAAUAGUGGCUAUACACUUCCUUAUGGAUGGUUGGUAUUCAAAGCCGACAGGGAAUAUUUCGGCAGUGCUGGUGGCUUUUGCCAAACCAAGAAGACGACAACCACUCAUCCUUCGGACCUUACCAUUAAUAUGGAUGGAUUGGCUCAGUGCUACAUUUUUGAUUAAAUAUCAACACCCCCCACCCCCCCCCAAAAAUCCCUUCAGUGAGUGUGAAUGACCUGAGAAAGAGCAAAUAUUCCCCAACGGGGGAACGUGUGGGCGGGACGAGAAAGGAACUUGCAUGCUGAAGAGGUUUGCGGCCUUGAGCUGUGACCUUCAUCCGAUUGCACCCCCCACGGCAAAUGGAAACGGAAGUGACUGGAAGGUGGUGCAGUUGGCAUCGCGGAAGUGUUUGUGUUUGAUGGAACAGGACCGAUGUUUUGCGACCCCCCCCUCUCUCAAGUUGGUGCGAGUGUGAUGCUGGGGAAGAGGUAGGUCACUGUAGGUCGAACAAGCUUGAGUUGGAUCUGCAUGUUGUGAUCAGCUCUAAAUUGGAUUAAGUAAUAGGGAAUCGCAGUACAUUCUCCAUUCUACCCCUCCAUAACCAGUAACUCCCAAUCUUGGUGGCGUACAGAUUUCUUCCAGGGACUGUGUCAUCCCUGAAUGGGACGUCUGUUUACACUACAUACUGCAUUGUGCUGAUAUUUCAGGCCACACAGACAUGCUGCUGUCCCCCGUAGUCUGUAAUCUGCAGAUAAUGGUUUUAAGGAAACUGACUGUUCAGUGUUGGUGUUCUGAGGGACUGUGUUUUGGAGCUUAUUUGUAUGCUGUUGCUUUUGAGGGGGGAUGAACCAAAAAACUGCAAUGGGGGUGCUCUCCUUUUUGAAAAUGUGGUCCAAAGAAUGUAGGAAGCCAAUGGAAAUGUCCAUUUCUCGCAAAUGCAGAUGGCAUUUCUGCAUAUGCAGUACGUACUGUUUACAUAUUAAUUAGUCUUGUUUGACUGAUGGAUGCUGUGUCUUGUCAGAGAAGGCUAUGACCCUUACCAUCAAACAGAUGUUUACACAUCCUGCAUUUUUAGAUUAGAAAACAUUCUAUCUUUCAUGUGUUACGGCAAAGCUCAUUUAAAAUGACUAAAAGUGGAUUUAAAUAUAUAUAUAUAUUAUUUUAAAAUGAUAUAUUGACUUUACCCAUGACUUUACCCAUAAGAUAAAUAUCUUUAGUAGGUUCCGUAUACAUUGUAAAUUAGUGUCACCAAUAACGUAGUUUUUUCAUGAGCCCAUUUAUGUACACGUGAGUUUAAGAAUGAGUUCAAAUUAGAUCUAAAAAAGGAGAAAAAUCCUUAUUUACAGUUAUAUAACUAUUUAGUCUGGAUAAACAUAAAGGCACGCAACAAAUAUCAAGGAGUUAGAAAGCUGCCAACAACAACAUAGACCCCCGAGUACAGCUUCUAACCUUUUUUUUAUUACUAAUUGAUCUUUUUGACAUGUUUUAGCAGUAUUGCAAAAUUGAAACCACUGUCCUAUACUUGACAGGACUGUCAACUCCUGCUUGACCGCAAGGUUACUGAACCCAUACAUGCACCACCGAUAACCUAAGCGAAUUGUAUUCUCCUUAUCAGGCGUGUUGUGUUAGCCGAUUGCUGUGGGAAGGUGCAGGAGUGAUACUUGAGAAAGAUUCUGAAUGUAUUAAAAUGUUUUUUCUUUAUCCUACCUGCGCUUUGCAUUGUGUUUUUAAAUUAUAACUCAUAUUUGAACUUGUACGAGUAUAGAGAAAUGGUGAGAGAUCCUGGUCACUUUUUGAACAGAGCUGUAUGCAUUUGUAUGUCAGAGCAGACUGUUCAUGUUUUAUGGUUCCAUCCAUCCAUCCUAUUCCAGGAGAAUUCACUCCAUUCACAGGCGUUUUCUUCUGUCAUUCUGUUUAAGUCUUCGUUUACCUGCUGUCGCUUGUAAAUAACAAUAAAGCAUGAAGUACGUAGCACUUAAA